AAGGAAAAGCGGAGGAGCGGGUUCUUUGGAUUCGGAAAAAAGGACAAGGAUAAGGACAAGGAGAAAGAGACCCAGCUCAUUCACUGUCGGUCGACCUUCCUCUUCAUCUGAUAACCAGGCGUUUUCUCGACACACUAUGGCUGGAACACCUCAUCAACUGUCUAACUCUACACAUGCAAACGACGACCGAUUCAAUGGUUUCGAAUCCAAUGAAUUACGUAGAGUCUCGGCGCCGAUACCUAAUGAAUUUGGACCUGGUGAUUCGAGGUAUGCCAAAUCUCAGUCUAUGGCCUUUGGAAGCGGGCGCGGGAUCAGAGACGAACCUCAAAUGUCUCAGCAAAUCCGACAACAAAGCGAUGAGACAAUUCGGAACAUGGCCAAGAGUCAAUCUAUGCCUUUCAGCCGGCUCAACGAAAGGAGCAACAGUGGAGAUAGUAUACCUUCCAGAGAUAAACGCUCAUCACCCAUGGACACACAAGGUCCGAAUAGAGGAUACGGAGGUUUACCUGACAAGGUCACUCCUCCUCCGCCUGUUGACAAGACCCCGAAGCAAUCUCCAAGACUUGCUUCUGCUGGACAGAUAGGGAACUCCUCACCUUCUCAGAACAAUUCCUACAAACUUCAUUCAUUUGACAAUAUAGUCGAAUUGAUCGCUGCUCAACCUCAAAAGACGUAUGUCGCCAGCCCGCCAGAGUUGGAGAUGAUCUUGGCGAGGACGAGCGCUGGAGGUCAGCCGAAACAAGGGCAGCCUGGGAGCGCCACGAAUGAUUGGGACAGUGUCUGGCUUCAGUUGUCUGGCAUUUCUCUCUCAAUGUGGUCGAUGAAAGAGACACGAGCUGCUGCUGCGAAAGGCGAAAAAGUGCCUCCAACGUAUUUCAACAUCACCGACUCGUCACUGGAGCUGCUGGCUCCUCUCCCGCCUCCACCUCAUCGUCCAAACUCUCACCCGCAUCACUUUGUCUUUUCGCUCAAUACUGCCGGUUCCAAUCGUUUGCUCUUCUCCUGUCCGACCGAGAAAGACGUCGCGAAAUGGGCCACCGGUCUGCGUUUGGCAGCUUGGGAGAGAGCUAGACUGGAAGAAAUCUACACUGGCCAUCUGAUCAAGUCUGAGGGCAUGGAUACUGCGCCUUCUCAGCUUGUCAGAGGUCGUAUGGAAGGUUGGGUACGAGUCAGAGUCAUGGGUGGGACAGAUUGGAAGCGACUAUGGGUCGUCUUAUCUACACCAGACGUCGGUAAAGACGAUCUCCAGGAGAAGAAGAACCGUCGUAGAAGCCUCUUUGGUAUCGGCGACAGCAAAGACAAGGACCCGGUUCAAGAGCCCAAUACUGGAGAACGUAUGGCGAGCUUUUACCUCGAGCAGAGGACGCAGAGGAACCAGACGAGCAACACGCCUGUCUUAACAAUCACCAACGUGUCUCAAGCAUACGCCGUCUUCCCCGAACGACUGGAAGUCAUGUCUCAAUCCAACCUCAUGAAAGUCGUCGGGCGGAUCAACGGAGAUCUAGUGACCAUUGAAGGAAGGUUGAGGGACUCUGGUUGGGCUUUGAUCAUGCCAGAAGCACCGGACGCCGUCAGCGGAAGUCCCUCUCAGUCGUCGGCGUCUCCUCUAAGCGAUAUGAUGAGAUGGGUCACUGGCUUCCACGAUGUGUUCGAGCUGUACGGCCGACCUGGGAACUAUAGCUGGGAUGUCAAGGACCCAAAGAGUCUAUUCUUCGCUUAUCCUCAAGGUGAAAGGCGAGGGCGACUCUUCCUUGACAUCGAUGAGGCGAUGCGAUCUGACUUUAGAACGAGCAACCUCCCUGCUAUCAGAGGGGCCUUCCGUUCGCUCGUAGAGCGCCGAUUGCUGGGCCCACAUGCAGAAUACAGGUCUGAAGGCGACUUGGGGGGUCAAGUGCCUCAACCGCACAAUAAUUCGUAUCGACUACCGCCUCUGGCUUUCGACAAGUCGGGUGCACCAAAUGGACAGCCUGGCGAACCCAGGUCCUUGACGCCUAUCACUGAGCGAACCGAUAUUGCUAGUCGAAACCCAUCGACAAAGACGGAGAAGAGCACAUUCUUCACGAGUGACGGCAGUGGCGGUGGACAACACCGACAAGUGUCCAACCUCGGCGAGGAUCGGUCGAAAAGCCAACCUCUGUAACGUCCACCGCUAGCGGAUACGAUCAAGCUGCCGCUGCUUACCUUGCCAAUGUUGUUGAGAAGCGUGGUGGUCAGCAACCUCUGGCCGCUCAACAGUUUAUUCGAUCUCCUGAGGCUGGUCACACGCCUCUGGAUCUCAAUCGAGUGUCGGAGGACAGGACUCGUCCGACCAUCAUCACUCAAUUCGACUCGAG
Molecule: messenger RNA, 2333 nt
Organism: Kockovaella imperatae
Lineage: Eukaryota; Fungi; Basidiomycota; Tremellomycetes; Tremellales; Cuniculitremaceae
Exons: 8
Coding region: 137-2140 (667 amino acids)
Source: RefSeq, a predicted model, not a curated record